CGCCUAAUAGGUAAUUCCCUCAUUGAUAUUAGAUUUGACAGAUAAGGAGCACAACAAAACAUCAAGAUUUGUGCACAUGAUCAAGGAACAGAACACUGAAAAAGUGAUAAUCUGUUAGGGUUAAUCCCUUAGUUCAUGAUAACAUGGUGGAACCUAUAUUUGAUUUUCAGUUUAGACUGAUUUUGAUAGGAGACAGUACUGUUGGGAAAUCUUCACUGCUAAAAUAUUUCACAGAUGGCAAAUUUGCUGAAGUUUGUGAUCCCACUGUUGGUGUCGAUUUCUUCGCUCGACUGAUUGAGAUUCAGGAUGGAGUUCGUGUCAAGCUGCAACUUUGGGACACGGCAGGACAGGAAAGAUUUAGAUCUAUAACAAAGAGUUAUUACAGGAAUUCAGUUGGAGUCUUGAUAGUCUAUGACAUCACGAAAAGAAGUAGCUUCGAGCAUCUUGAAGAUUGGAUAGCCGAGGCCAAGUUUUAUAUUGAGCCGCAUAAGGCUGUGUAUCUCAUUGUUGGUCACAAAUGUGACAUGGAGGAGCAGCGGGCUGUUACCCCAAAGGAGGGGCGACAGUUCGCUAGGAAGCAUGGACUCGAGUACUUAGAGACGUCGGCCAUCACUGGCCAAAACGUGGAGGAAUCGUUCAGUGGAGUUGCGCGGGAAGUCUACAGGCUGAUGGAGCGAGGGGAAAUCCAGAUCCAAGAGGGAUGGGAUGGCAUUAAGAAUGGAUACUCGAGGCCUAGGGAGUCGUUUCAGUUGGAGGAGGGAGAACCUGAGUCUGGAGGAUGCUGCUGAUUUUAUGACAUUCUAGUUUUAAAGAAAUUCAGACUGUAUGUUUCAGAGUCGAAAUUCUCACACCUCAAUGGAGAAAGAUGUGUUUUGGUUUCAUAUCAUUUGGAAAUGGGGAUUAUUUAACUGAUUUGGUUUUAACAAAAUAAAGAUUAAAUUUUAAGAAAAUGAUUAUAUACUCAAGCUUUGAAUGUAAGUGCCGAUUAUGGUUAAAUACUGAACAAAGGGGCCUUUUCUGAGUCGGGAAAAAAACAAGCCAAAGUGUCAAUAAUAGUUCUGUGUUAUGUCUUGUUUCCUGCUAUGAAUCUCCAAUGUGCACACAUGUAGGCUACAAGAUAUUCAAAGUUACAGUACACUGCCAAAUGUAUUCUCUUCUUCUGUUGGAGUUAUUCUCUCCUAAUAUUCUUGACAAAUUAGUGUAGGUACAUAUCUUGACAGUCUUUGGUUAGGCAGGUCAGUUUUCUCAUUAUACUAUGCAUAGCGCUUUUAUAGAAAGCCUCAAUUCUGCAUGAGGUAUCUUUUUGGAAGGUCAACAACAAGACUCCAUCUUUAGUAAUCCUGGUUAUGCAAUAUUCCUUCAAAAACAAAACCAGCUUCCUAAAUAUUUUCUUCUGAAGCCUGAAGCUUGCAUAUUGAUUGUAUCAUAUUUUGCUCAGUAGGCUUGUUGUUUGGUAGUUUACUCUAGAGACUAGAAAGCUUUGAUUAUUCAGUACUUUAAAAUGCCUGUGUGUCCAUUUUUCAGAUUAUUCUGUAGUUUGAAAAGAUAAGAUGCAUGAAUAUGUACAAUGAACAUGUUGCCUGCUAAGCCUAUGUGCGAGUAAUGCCUAACAGUUUUGUUGCUUUGUUUUGUCCCUAUAGAAUUAUGAUACACUGUUUAUAUUAAUAUAAUGAUGCAGUCAUUUUCUUUACCCUUAGCUUCUGGUGAUUUGUGCUGUCUAAAGUGUAUUUGGUACAAUAUUAGCCCCUACCAUGUAGAAAGCAGCUCGAAGUGCAUAUUUAAAUGCACAUAGAUGUUAUUAUUUUCUUACCUUUAAACAAACCUGUCAUUAUAAUAAUACGGAAUAAUACACAAUUUUAAAAAUACUCAAUUCGGGAGGACAGAGGAAAACUGGGUGAACAAUACCAGGAAUCUUUAACUUUUCAAAGUUUUCAUUUAAGUGAAACAAGAUUGGUACAUGUCAAUCCUUUUGUGUGUUUUUUUGCUGUUUGGCUAAUGGUCUUCGGUCUUUAUGGUCAGACUUUCCUCUGUCCUCCCAGGCAAUUAUGAAAAGUAAAUUUAGAACUAAUGGGCUUCUUUUUCUGUACGAUGCAUAAAAGUCUUAUUUACUGGUGCUGAUUUUAUAACUUUAGUCAACUGUAGCAUUAUUCCUGGUAAACCGUCUUUAUUUUCUAUUUAUAGAUGUGUAUAUAAGUGUAUAUAGUUGUUUUUUAGACUUGUGUUCAUAUUUGUAUGCAUACUGUACAGCUGAGUAGAUUUUGCAGUGAGUUUGUAGUUUGACUUGAAAUGAUAAAGCCUUGGGUAAAAAUUCAGAAUCGUGAGCUAAAUUUGCAAUAGCUUUGUUAACAAAUGUGGGUUUUUUAACCUUAGGCCAUGGUUUGAUACACAACCUCCAAAGGCUGAAGAAAAAGUAGAUUUUUCAAGUCUGUGUCUCAUGGCCAUGUACUGCACAUCCACCCUCCUUUUACGCUGCAAUGUACAAGCUUAUUCAUUUCAUUAGAAAAACACAACAUGAGGUAUUGUAACAGUGCACUACCAUUCUACUUGUACAUAGUUGUAACCUAGUGAUGUACAAGCUUAGGCAAUUGGCUGGAGAUGCAAAUCUCUUAAUCCUUUUCACAGCCAUUAGAGGUCCCCAGAGUCAUUACUAUACGAAGUCAUCGUUUUAUUCCCCAAUGAGUUGCACUCUAAAUGUUGAUAGACGCUCUUGUCAUUUUAUCGAUUUAUUGGCGAGUGCAUCCCAGCACUAAUGUUGAGAAUCUAGUAGUAUAGAUCAAAAGCUGCAAUUUCAAGAAAUCUACACCACUAUGGUCUCGCAUGUCGGUGUCAAUAUCUUAAUAUGAUCAAGGUGUAGAACUAUUAUGCUCUAGAAUAUUAAAACAUCGAAUUUUUCUUCAUUUGAGAUCUUAUUAUGCAUCCCUUUCUCGAAGGCCAGGAAAACUUGUAGGUACAUUAACAAGAGAUAUUGACAGCUGAGAUUUUCUUUGACACGUUUUAGGAUUGUAGGUUAUAUUGGGUGGAUUGCUUCGAGGAAUCUUUUGGGUAGAAACAAUUAAUGUUUUGUAGUGUUUAAUAACAUCAUCAUGCAAGUUAACACUUCAUCUAAUAACUAUUCAUGAUUUAAAUUAAUAAAUUGUAGCUUCUCAAGUAACGUUAACCUUUGUCAGACAGAGUUGAUAUUUUGUUGUGGUUGAAAACAGAUAAUUUUGGCUGUACUUGUAUAUUAGAAUAGAUCAUUGUUGAAAAAUUUCUUUUGCUCACCGUUAUUUUCUUGCUAUGACAAAAGUGCUUAUCCUUCACCAGUGCUCUAUGAACUGACGUCAGACGAUAUUUUUGCUCUCGUAUACCUUCUGAUGUCAAUGCUUGAAGAUGAUUACUCCCGUAGCCUAUUUCAUUUUAAUACCCAGGUAUUUGCCAUGACAAAAACCAAGGGUGAUAGGCCUGCUGGUCCUAGGGUAAUUGUAUACUUUGUCUUCUUUGGUAUUAUGGGACACCCUGUGGUUCUCUAUAUAAUAUGAUGUAGAAGCUGUGCUCCUUAAUUCUGUUUUCACGAAGAGCAUUCAGUUACCAGUAGACUAGUAUCCAAAAAGAAAUAAGCUAUUUGUGGAUUUGCAAAGUGGAUCACAAUAGUUUACUGUAGAGAUAACAACCAGCCAGCUUCAUUCUAAGGUUUCACAGUUUGCUUUCAUAAGUUUGAAUGUGGGGAAUAUUAGUUUUAUCAAUUGUGUACCCUGCUAUGUUUAGAAUUUGUUUACUUUGUAUCAGGUUUUAUUAAAAGUUUAGUUUUUGCUACUAAUGUGUAAAUCUUCUGGUUAAGAUAUGUUGAUGCUGCAAAUCGAUGUAGACUUGAAUGUUAAAAGCUUCUGUGAUACAUAUUUGUAUGCAUUGUAACAUCCAGUGGCUAAUAAAGUUAAUUUGCAUGGA
This is a messenger RNA of Lineus longissimus, 3924 nucleotides long. RefSeq names its product ras-related protein Rab-39B-like. Lineage: Eukaryota; Metazoa; Nemertea; Pilidiophora; Heteronemertea; Lineidae. Gene Ontology annotation, molecular function: GTP binding; GTPase activity. The transcript has 2 exons. The record is from RefSeq and is a predicted model, not a curated record. Gene Ontology annotation, cellular component: Golgi apparatus. Bases 144 to 788 code for a protein of 214 amino acids. Gene Ontology annotation, biological process: Rab protein signal transduction; vesicle-mediated transport.